AGAUCGUUAUGUUUCGUUUUGGUAACAAAAGAUGGAACCUUUAUAAAGACAACUGAGAUGGAAUCUUCCAAGUUGUUGUCUUUGAUGAGAGUAUGCACGAGUGCAAAUUCUCUAAGACAAGCCAAGCUUCUUCGCCAGAGGAUACUCGCGGUGGGGCUGCAAAACGAUGUCGUUCUAUGCAAAAGUCUGAUCAAUGUCUACUUCGCUUGUAAAGACCAUUUCUCAGCGAGACUCGUCUCCGAGGACAAUAUCGAUGUCCAAUCAGAUGUCUACGUAUGGAACUCCCUCUUGUCCGGUCUCGAGGUUUUCAGGAGACUGCUGAAUUGCCCAUUUUGCGUUGCGGAUUCUUACACGUACCCAAAUGUGAUCAAGGCCUGUGGCGCGUUGGGUAGAGAGUUUCACGGUAGAAUGAUUCAUAGUGUUGUGGUGAAGAGUGGGCAUGUUUGUGAUGUGGUCGUGGCGAGCUCUUUGGUUGGAAUGUACGCGAAGUUUAACUUGUUGGGAGAUUCGGUACAAGUGUUCGACGAAAUGCCUGAGAGAGACGUUGCGUGUUGGAACGCGGUUAUAUCGUGUUUUUAUCAAAGUGGAGAGGCGGAGAAGGCUCUGGAGUUGUUUAAUAGGAUGGAAAGGUCUGGCUUUAAACCUAACUCAGUCUCGCUGACGGUAGCUAUAUCAGCUUGCUCGAGGCUAUUGUGUUUGGAGAGAGGGAAGGAGAUCCACAUAAAGUAUGUGAAGAAAGGGUUUGAGUCAGAUGAGUAUGUGAGCUCUGCUCUUGUGGAUAUGUAUGGGGAGUGUGGGUGUUUGGAGAUGGCGAGAGAUGUUUUUGAGCGCAUGCCUAGAAAGAGUUUGGUUGCUUGGAACUCUACGAUCAGAGGACUUGUCGGUAGAGGCGAUAGUAAGUCAUGCAUUGAGCUUUUGAGUAGAAUGAUCAUAGAAGGGACUCGACCUAGUCAGACAACCUUGACUAGUAUUCUAAUGGCUUGCUCUCGGUCGUCGAAUCUCCAGCAUGGGAAAUUCGUACACUGUUAUGUGAUUAGGAGCUUUGUAGAGGCAGAUGUUUUUAUGAACUGUUCGCUGAUUGAUCUUUACUUCAAGUGUGGUGAAGUAAAGGUGGCUGAAACCAUCUUUGCAAAGACACAGAAGGAUGUAGUUGAGUCAUGGAAUGUUAUGAUCUCUGGUUAUGUCAGUGUAGGUAACUGGUUUAAGGCUAUUGAAGUGUAUGACCAAAUGGUGAGCGUUGGAGUGAAGCCAGACGUAGUAACUUUCACAAGUGUUUUAUCUGCUUGUUCGCAACUGGCUGUGUUAGAGAAAGGCAGGUGGAUUCAUUUGUCCAUUAUCGAGAAUAGGCUCGAAACUGACGAGUUGCUGAUGGGUGCACUUCUUGACAUGUAUUCCAAAUGCGGCGAUGUUAAAGAGGCUUCUAGAAUCUUUAAAAGUAUGCCAGAGAAGGAUGCUGUGUCCUGGACAGUAAUGAUAUCUGCCUAUGGAUCUCACGGUCAGCCCAGAGAAGCGCUUCACCAUUUUGAUGAAAUGCAGAAGCUUGGUGUAAAACCUGAUUCUGUUACUUUUCUUGCUUUAUUGUCAGCUUGUGGUCAUGCUGGGUUUAUUGAUGAAGUUAUCAAGUUUUUUAAUGAAAUGAGAUCCAAGUACGGAAUCAAGCCUAGUGUUGAACACUACUCGUGCUUGGUUGACAUUCUUGGCCGAGCAGGUCGGUUGCUUGAAGCUUACGACAUUCUUCAACAAAAAUCAGAGAGGAGAGAUGAUGCAGAGCUUCUCAGAACUCUCUUCUCCGCCUGUUGCUUGCACCGGGAUAAUUCAUUGGGUUAUAAAAUCGCAAGGUUGCUUUUGGAGAGAUAUCCAGAUGAUGCAUCAACCUACACUGUCUUGUUCAAUUUGUAUGCUUAUGGUGAGUUAUGGGAUGCAGCAAGGGAAGUCAAAUUGAAGAUGAAAGAAGUGGGACUGAACAAGACGCCUGGCUGCAGUUGGAUUGAGAUUAACGAACAAGUGUGCCACUUCUUUGCUGAGGACAGGUCUCAUCCACAAGCUGAUAAUGUUUAUGACUGUCUUGCCCUCUUAAGUGGCCAUAUUGAAGCUAGUCAAUGAUUACUCUACCUGUUGUUGCAUCUGUCCCAAGACAAUAACAUGUCAGGCAACACAUAGCGCACUUCCUGGCGAGUUUACCUUGUGUUACCUAGCUAGAGCCACUCUGUAAUUAAAGAUUAUGUCCUCAGGUUUCUUCCAAAUGUAUGCUCGUACAGUGGCUAAGCUCAUAUCUGGAGACGAGACCUGGAAAUCACAGAAUCAGCUUGUUAAGACCAGAGUCAACAUGUUCUUAUUCAAAUUUAACACGUCUCUGUUCGUCAUGAAAGACUAAAGAAACCUUGUAUACGAAUGGGAUAAUGGGAGGCCGCUCCUCGAGAAAAAAAA
Brassica rapa (field mustard) is the source of this 2427-nucleotide messenger RNA. RefSeq names its product pentatricopeptide repeat-containing protein At5g27110-like. NCBI's taxonomy places the organism in Eukaryota, Viridiplantae, Streptophyta, Magnoliopsida, Brassicales, Brassicaceae. Gene Ontology annotation, molecular function: RNA binding; protein binding. Gene Ontology annotation, biological process: RNA modification. The record is from RefSeq and is a predicted model, not a curated record.